This is a messenger RNA of Equus caballus (horse), 6498 nucleotides long. RefSeq names its product shortage in chiasmata 1 (gene SHOC1). Gene Ontology annotation, molecular function: single-stranded DNA binding; ATP hydrolysis activity. The record is from RefSeq and is a predicted model, not a curated record. Lineage: Eukaryota; Metazoa; Chordata; Mammalia; Perissodactyla; Equidae. Gene Ontology annotation, cellular component: condensed nuclear chromosome. Gene Ontology annotation, biological process: resolution of meiotic recombination intermediates.
AGCUGUUCCAUUUGGGGGAAUGACAGAUAUCUCAGUCUUGGAUCAAUGGAAAGCAAGUCUCUUUAUGGAGGAUUUCCUUGAGAAAAAAACAGUUACAGGAAUGGUGACCCAGAUUAAUUGUGAAUUUGAGGAAAUUGUUCCAAGUUCAAACCCAAACUCCCAAAUUGAAGUAGAGGAAGCCAGCUUAUACACCCAUAAGGACUACAGUGAAGUCUUUACAUGUGUCAACUGUUUAGAAAAAUGUCCAGGACUUCAAGCGCAGAACCAAGAUUUGUCCAUUGAUGAUGAAGAAAUAAUUUUUGUAAAUAAUUUGAUGGCCUAUAAAAGUCACCUACCAACUUUGCAUACUCUGUUGAGUAGGCUGAAACUAUUUUUGGUAAAGGAUCCCCUUUUAGAUUUCCAAGGCCAGAUCUUCACAGAAGCUAAUUUUUUCAGGGAAUGUUUCUCUUUUCAAAGAGAUUUGAAAGAUUUUAUGAAAGAAGAUUUUUACAUGGAUAAAGAGAACUUUUGUCAGGAGAAGCUAGAAGAUACACCAUCAAUUUUGGCUGAUUGUGAAUUCUUAGUAUCUACAAGCCUCAAGCAAGAAGUUGGUAUUCCAUCACUCUCAGAACUGAAGGAGUCAUUAAACUUAAUGCCAGAAGUAAUAAAUUAUGUAGACGAAAGUGGAAACCUUUUCGAAAGAGAGCUUAUUACCAAGCAUGGAAUUGACAUUGAAGAUAGAAAGUGCAGCUCCACAGAGAUUUUGGCCAUUCAAAGCCAGUCCGAACCAGAGCACAGUGAACCUGUGGAGUUAGAAAUGCCAUUAAGUCCUCUGCUCCUAACAAACCAAUGUUCUUCAGUGAGUUCGUUAUGUACAGGACUUCAGACAUUUCCAUUUUCUCCUGUUUGUAAAAAUAGUUUGCUUACUGCUGAAGAAUCAGCUAACAAAUACUGUAUGGUGCGGCAAUUAGAAAGCUACAGAAGCUCUUUGAAUCCAUUUUUGCUUUCAGUGCCAAGAACUGAAGAGCCCAACAGUCAAUAUUCAGCUACAGAUUUGAAAAAGAUACUUUCUAUUGAAGAAGAAAGCCUUGUGGUUAAUCCUGUCAGUGCAGAGUGGUGGAAACAAGCAGGACUAAAUCUGAUAGUGACAGAAACUUUGGAACAUCUGAAUACACACUUGUCUCAUGAUGAUCUAUCUUCUGAUGAUACUAAAAUGGAGAUAUUUUUGCCUACAAAAUUGCUUCAUUUAGAAUCACAGCUAGAAUAUGCAAGUUGUUCCUCACCUAUUGUACUUAUUAAAGAGAAAUCUGCAAAUGAUCAUUUAUCACUUCCACGAAAGAGUGCAUCUGUGGCAGACCUGUGUUUUUCUGAUGAAGAUAUCUCUGUUAAAAACCUAAUGAGAGAAGAAAUACCAAAGAAUGAUCUAGAACUAGUUCAUAGAAUAAUCCAAAAUGAAGAAAAUAAUGAUUGCUUGGAACUUGGCUGCACAGUACCAUCUAUUGAAUCAUCUUCCCCUUCAAAAAUGGAAAAAGCAUCUUUUAAAAAUGGUGAAAAACAGGAGAAUGAUUUGGACCUUCUGAGUGACUUUAUUAUGCUGAGAAAUAAAUAUAGGACUUGCACCUCAAGUACUGAAGUCACAGACAGUGAUGAAAAAAAUGAAUUUCGAGAUGAAGAACAUUCUUUGACUCUUCAAGAAGAAAGUCCUGUUGUUUGUACUAAUAAAACCCUAGAGAAAAUAAAUCAGGAAAGGAGAGCAGAUAAUGUCAUUGAAAUUCAAGCAUCAGAUAGCCAGUGCCAAGCGUACUGUCUCCUAGAAGCAGCAGCUACUCCUAUCUUUAAAAAACUUGCAUGCCUCUGUACGCUCCCUGUUGCUAAUUGGGAAUUUGCCACUGUUGUUUUUGACCAAACAAGGUUCCUCUUAAAGGAACAACAAAAAGUAAUAAGUGAUGCUAUUCACCAAGGUACAAAUGAUGAAAGAGAAAUGACAUUCAAGCAUGCUGCUCUCUUACACCUUCUGGUAACAAUUAGAGAUCUCCUUUUAACAUGCAGCUUGGACACCGCAUUGGGAUAUUUGUCAAAUGCAAAAGAUAUCUACAAAAGCAUUUUAGGCUCUUACUUGGAUGACAUUUGGAGACAGCUGGCAAUUGUACAGUUUAUUAGGGAAAAAAAUCCUGAAACAAACUACAAGAUACAAGAAUUGCAAUGUCAGAUACUAAAUUGGAUGCAAAGUGAACAGCAAAUUCAGGUGCUGAUUAUAAUAAGAAUGGACUCAGAUGGUGAAAAACAUUCACUCAUUAAAAUCCUUGACAAAAUGGAAGGUUUAACAUUGACUACCUUACAUUCAAACAGAAGAAAAGAUUUUCUGGAAUCCGAAGCUGUUUUAAAUGGUUUGAGUUCCUGUGUAGUUGUACAUAAUCAGUAUAUUGGAGCCGAUUUCCCCUGGAGUCGUUUCUCAUUUGUGGUGGAAUAUAAUUACGUAGAAAACUCUUGCUGGACCAAACACUGUGAAAAAUUGAAUAUUCCUUACAUGGCCUUUAAAGCGAUUCUUCCAGACACAGUUGUAAAGAGUAGCACCUUGCUGGAUAGAUUUGGUGGUUUUCUUUUGGAAAUUCAGAUUCCAUAUGUGUUUUUUGCAUCUGAAGGACUUCUUAAUGCUCCAGAGAUUCUUCAGGUGCUAGAAUCCAACUAUAAUAUCACACUAGUGGAGAGAUGCUGCAGUGAGGCAUUGAAACUCUUCGGGGGCACAGAGCGCUAUGUAGUGGUGACAAUUGAUGAACACACUGCUGUAAUUUUGCAGGACCUAGAAGAAUUGAAUUGUGAGAAGGCAUCAGACAAUGUAAUUACAAGACUGAUGGCAUUAUCAUUCCAGUACAGCUAUUGUUGGAUAAUUUUAUAUACCAAAGAAACGUUAAACUCAGAGUACCAUCUUACAGAAAAGACACUUCAUCACCUAGCACUGAUUUAUGCAGCUUUGGGUUCAUUUGGGCUAAAACCAGAAGAACUGGAUGUAAAGCUUAUAAUUGCCCCAGGAGUGGAAGAAACUGCAUUGAUAAUUCGACAAAUUGCUGACCACAAUUUAAUGACCUCGAAGAGAGAUCCUUAUGAAUGGUUGGAUAAAUCCUGGCUUGAAGUUUCACCAUCUAAGGAAGAAAUGUACUUACUUGAUUUUCCAUGUAUUAACCCAUUGGUGGCUCAGCUCAUGUUAAAUAAAGGACCUUCACUGGACUGGAUAUUAUUAGCAACUCUUGGUCAACUUCAGGAACUCCUACCUGAAGUUCCAGAAAAAGUGUUAAAGCAUUUUUGUGGCAUCACUUCCUUAUUCAAGAUUAAUUCUUCUUCUGUAAGAAAAUCACCUCAAAUUUCGUCACUUCAGGAAAAUGGGAAUCAGACUAGUACCUUUACUUCUCAGACUUCAGCUUCGGGCUCUUCAGGCUCUGUCAUUCAAGAACAUAACAAAUAUGACCAAUACUCAGACUUAGGAGAGACAGCGCACGACGACACAAACACCGCUUCAAAUGACAACUCUUCCCUUAUGGCACUGAGAGACAUGCCAUGUAUUUCACCACCUGUGGCUUCUUACAAUCAAACCAGCUACUGGAAAGACUCCAGUUGUAACCCUAACAUGGUGCAGAACAAUCCUUUCCUGAUUAAUAGAGAAUCAAGGAACGUGGCUGGAAACUCCUUUCUAAACCAGAAUGGCUCAGAGUCAGAUGUCUUUUCUUUGGGUCUAACACAAAUGAAUGGUGAAACCAUAAUAUCACCAAUUGACACUCAGAGGAGACUUACCUCUAAUUUUAUAAAUUAUCCAAAGAAGGGAACACAUGAAGCAAAAGGACGUAUAAAUAAAGAAGUGUCUGCCCCUCUCUUUUCACUAGAGGGCUCUCAAUCUCCUCUUCAUUGGAACUUUAAGGAAAAUGUCUGGGAACAACAGAAUCACUCGUUCAACUUACAAUAUGGUGCAGAGCGGACCACAUGUGGCAAAUGGUGCUCUCAGAAAGAUAAUUUAUUCACUAAUCAGCAAAGAUGUCUGUCGGAUGAGUUAGACAGCUUUAUACGUGAAAGUUCACAUACUGGGACUAAAAACACGUUCUGGAGAGAAUUACCAUCUGUCCCCAGUUUGGAUUCAUUUUGUGCUUCUGAUUCUAAUGUAAAUCCAAAAGAAUUCAACAGUCUUUAUUUCUACCAAAGAGCUGGAAAAUGUUUAGGACAGAAGAGGCACUUGGAAUCUUCAUCUGGCUCAGGAGACAAGAAAUCACUAACAGAUUUCAUGUGCUCACAACUACCACAGUUCAAAAAACGGCGUCUAGUGUACGAGAAAAUCCCUGGGAGGGCUGAUGGACAGACUCGGCUGAGGUUUUUUUAAGAGAGAGAGUGGUGCUACACGCCAUACUCCACUGUUUUUGGUGAUAACUCCAUAACAAAAUGAUUUAGAUUUGCCCAUACAUUAAAGAAAAUGUAAUUGUUCUUAAAUGUUCUCAGUGUUUCUAUAUUAAAUUUUCAUAAUAUAUAUUCUAUAGUUUGCAUCUUUGUAAGCAAAAUGUUCCAAUUAGCAUAAUAAUUGCAAUAAGAUCUAAAUAUCUCCUACAUUCACCUAAACAUCCCAAGCCGUUUUUUUUUUUUUUUAAGAAAUAGAAAACUUUAGUGUUUGUAUAUAAAAGGGUUAUUUAGUUUUCUUUGGAAGGUCAAGAUAUAUGAAUAGAUAUUUCACAGAAGAAACAAAAAUAGGCAAUAAACAUUUGAAGUAAUAGGCAGCUUCAUUAUUUAUUAGGCAAAUGUAAAUUAAAACAAAAAGUUACUGUUUUUUCACCUAUUGGAUGGACAAAAUUUUUGAAAAUUCAUAAUAUCCAGUGUCAGAAUAUCAGAGAAAAAGAACACUUUCCUAUAUUGUUGGUACAACAUUUUUGGAGGAUAGUUUGUGUAUUUUUAAAUGGAUGAUGGUAGGUUUCUAAUUAUUAUGGUAUUUGUAUUCCAUUUAAUUCAUUUAAAAGAAAGAUGUAAUCAUUUUAUUUUAAUAUGUCAGAAUUUCUAAUAAAAUUAUAUUCUUUGCUACUAUUCAAAGUUGUGAUGAAACUUUUGUAUGUCAACUCUAAAAUGGAGAUAAACAGGUUUUUUACUUUAUUUUAGGUGGUACACAAGCAGAAAUUUUUGAAGCCUACAGACAUACUCUCUCCUCUUCCUGGCUUCUGAAAUUUUCACCGUUACUACUGAAAUUGGCCUCUACCUUCUUAGAGCCAAAGGACAUUCAGACGUCGUCUUACUUGACCUCUCUUCAGCUCUAGAUACUGUUGAUCACUUUCUCCUUUUUUCAAACAGGCUUAACUUGACUUUACACGGCCUCUCCUACUUUCCUCUUUCUACUCUUCUCUUUCUAUGCUUUUAUUUCUAGGAUGUUUGCUUUUGCUUGGGUAUAUAGGGGGUGGAGACUUUAAAGAGAAACCAUUUCCGGAAAUCUAAUUAGAAUUUCUGUUCUACUUUCUUAAAGUUUUGGCAGGAUUGCUCCUAAACUAAGGUAAGGCUAAGGUCCCCCAGCUUGCAGAUCUGCUUUAUCCCAUCUUUAAUCAGCUUCCAGGGGAGAGGAGUUUCUUCACAGGCCAUAGAGCCUUCAGGCCAAGCUAUCAACACCCCUCUCUGCUCCCUCACCAAAUGGAGUGAAAGCGUCUGAGUCCUUCUGCCUGCAUUUCUCAAUGAUGCUUGCUGUUUAAAAAAAGACACAUUUUGCCUGGGCCUGGAGCAGCCUUUCAGAGGUAUUAUUGGGAGGUAAGUCUUGUGUUGGGAGCCCGGGAAAAGUGGAUAAAGUAGGUGAGCUGCGCUCCAGCAGAGCAUUUCCAGGGAGUGAUUACCACAUGACAGGUUGGACUGGUCCAUAGGAAAAGCCUAAAGGGUCUGGAUAGGCUCUUAUUAGGGAGCCAAAAAUGUCAGUCCAGCCUCCAAGAUCCUCUCCCAAACAUGUGUCACGUGGAAUUGUUUGGAACAGCCAACGUCCAAGAUUAGCUCUUGCAAUAGAAACUUCCAUUCUUUCUGUGAAAGCAUUUCCCUGUGAGGUUUUUCAUGUUCUAGGGGGAAUUAACUUGCCCUUAGAUCCAUUGCUGGUGACAGAGAUGCUCACCUUUGAGGGCUUUUGAGUGGCCGUACCCCAAGCUCCUAGGCCCACCCCAAACUGCAGGCCUCUCCAGAACAUCAGCUGACCCUUCCAAUUGUGAGUGGACCUGAGACCCUCCUUCCCUUGCCGCUGAGACUCAGUGUACAACUGGGGACAAACACCAGGGUGUCCCACCCCUUGCUUCUCACAGUCAGAGCCUUGUUAUUCUCCCCAGAUAAUAAGCCCCCCCCCCCCAAAAAAACAAGGACUCCAACAAUUUUAAUAGAUGGAGUAGCCUGGGUUGGAAGGCCUUUGGUUGCUGUAACAAUCCAAAAUGAGGUGUGGGGGAUCAGAUUGGCCACCUCAAAAUGUGUCUCUUUGGCUUGAUUAAUUUUAGGAACAAAAGACUCUGAAAGAAACUUUGAUCUCCCCCCACCACA